Thamnophis sirtalis is the source of this 1865-nucleotide messenger RNA. The record is from RefSeq and is a predicted model, not a curated record. NCBI's taxonomy places the organism in Eukaryota, Metazoa, Chordata, Lepidosauria, Squamata, Natricidae.
AACUCCACAUCUCCUGUCCCCUUUAUGGGUUCUUUGGAAGAAAGGAAAAACUGAAAACAUCGAAAGGCACCAAAACCAGCACAGGAGCUUCCAGGCCCGCCUCUCCCUUUCAGGGCAAGGCACAAAGCCAUGGAAAGGGGUUUGGAAAAUUCUGGAAGAGUCCCACGCAUUGUCCAGGUGAUGUAUUUUAAAGGGUUGACAAGGCAGCCGAACCAACAGCUAGAAGUGGGCUUACCCCAGCAGCAGUGGGAAGCCCAGUGGCAGGAAUUUCUGAACACGCUGCAACCCGCCCACGCGAGCUGGGGAAACUUCCCGUUAACUGAUAUGGCGCCCUGGGAUGACGCGCAGGCGUUUCUGAAGGCCUUCGAACAAGUGGCCGAAGCUUGCCAGUGGCCCCGCGAAGAAUGGGUGCGCCAGCUGCUGCCAGCCUUGCGGGGAGGGAUGGAGCAAUCCUUCUGCAGACUGGAUGCCCGGGACAGGACCGACUACGUGAAGGUGAAGGCCGCCAUCCUGCGAGCGGAUGCUUUCCGCAUGGAAAUGAAGCGCCAGCACUUCCGGCAGUGCUGCUACCAGGAGCUGGAAGGACCCCGCAGGGUGUACGGCCAACUCCAGGAUCUUUGCCGCCAGUGGUUGAAACCUGAGAGCCACACCAAGGAGCAGAUCCUAGAGAUGAUCAUCCAGGAACAGCUUCUGGGGAUGCUGCCUGCUGAAGCCCAGAACUGGGUGCGGGAAUGCGGGCCGAAGGACUGCGUUGAGAUGGUGGCGUUGGCAGAAGAAUUCCUGAUGAGUCAUCGUCACACACCCAGGACCUGGCAGGUUCCUUUGCCAGAGUCCUCAGUUAGUUCCCUGGAGCCUGAGGGGAGGCAGAGGCUGCACUACCCCCCUGGAGCCAGUGAAGUGACACCCACAAGGAACUCGACUGUAGCCCCCCCAUCAUCAGCUGGACUGGAAAUGGCUGAGACUGGAACCACUGAGAGGGACUCCUGGUUCCUACACCCGAAGUCAACCCCCAGACUGAUCAACCACAAGCCACCUUCCAGGAAAGGCCUGAACCCGGGGCCCAAAUUCCUGAUGCCCUAUUUGGUGGAAGAAUCAUAGGGGAGAUCAAAAUAGAGACUUUCCAGCAGGCCGUUUCAGAGACAGAAGAUGACUUUGAUGCCCUGCAAGAAGAGGAAUCCUGGGGCACCACUUCCUUGAAUCCGGAGUCUUCCCCGCUUGAUCCCGAGAAACCACGGGGCGCAAAGCAGCAGGAAGAGGGGCAGAAGAAGAAAUGCCCCCGGCGUCGGAGAAAAACUGUUAAGAAAAAAAACAAAUAUUACCCACCAGAGAAAAAGCACGCCUGUCCUGAAUGUGGACACAAAACUUACUAUUACUCGGAUCUGCUAAGACAUAUGAAACGCCACGAAGCAAAAGAGCUGUUCAAGUGUCUUGAAUGUGGGAAAACAUACCGAGGCCGGGCGUAUUUUGAGAAUCACCAGAAGAUUCACCUUCAACCGGAUGAUCCCAACAAACGCGUGAGAAGAGCCGGGACGAGAAAAUCUGGCUGCCAAAUGAAAGGGGAAUACACCUGCUUUAAAUGCGGUGUCGUUAAAAGUAGCCCGUCAGGACUUGCUGAACACAUGAAAGUCCACAGCGAUGAGAGAGCUUACCAAUGUCCCGAGUGUGGCAAGUUGUUCAAGUGGCAAUCCAACUUGUCUCGGCACCGGAGACUCCACACCUUCAAGAGGUUUUCCUCACGACAGUUAAUGCGCAGAGGUGAGUCUGUGACGAAUGGACUGGUGCAUUUUGCAGGCGGCCCUCAGCACAAUUGAGCCCGAAAUUUCUUGUUAAGUGAAACAUAAUGUCAGGGUUCCAAAUAGCAUCCA